GCAGCUCCCGGAAGCUGAGGGGGUUAAAGACUUUCUCUUCCUUUCCCCGCCUCUUAGUCCCGCAGAUUGCUAGUCGACAUAGCCAAUAGGAGGGCGGACUGGUACUUCCUGUUAUUUGAUUGGUUUAAAGUUUUGCAACCGCCCAGACAAACUUGCCGAGGAUUGGCUGAGCCUUCAGUUUUGAAAAUCAUAGAUUUCGCCCGCGCUGCGCCGCCUGGUUGCUCCUCCCGUGCGGUGAGCCCCGAAGGCCCGGAGCCGAGUGGGUCUGGGCAAGCGGGGCGUCAGCUAGGGAUACCACCGGAUUUGGAUCGGAGCAGCCUUCAGGGGACGUGGCGCAGUCGAACAGAGCCACCAUGGGGACGACAGCCCCAGGGCCCAUUCACCUGCUGGAGCUAUGUGACCAGAAGCUCAUGGAGUUUCUCUGCAACAUGGAUAAUAAGGACUUGGUGUGGCUUGAGGAGAUCCAGGAGGAGGCCAAGCGCAUGUUCACCAGAGAGUUCAGCAAAGAGCCAGAACUGAUGCCCAAAACACCUUCUCAGAAGAACCGACGGAAGAAGAGACGGAUUUCUUAUGUUCAGGAUGAAAACAGAGACCCCAUCAGGAAAAGGUUAUCCCGCAGAAAAUCUCGGAGCAGCCAGCUGAGCUCCCGACACCUCCGCAGCAAGGACAGUGUAGAGAAGCUGGCCACAAUGGCGGGGGAGAACGGCUCCGUCCUGCGGCGUGUGACCCGUGCUGCGGCUGCGGCUGCUGCGGCCACCAUGGCAUUGGCUGCACCUUCUUCGCCCACCCCUGAGUCUCCCACGAUGUUGACCGAGAAGCCCAAGGAUAACCGCACCCAUUGCCAGCUGGUGCCUGUGGUGGAGAUUGGCAUCAGUGAGCGCCGCAAUGCUGAGCAGCAUGUCACCCAGCUUGUGUCCGUCCAGCCUCUGCCCCGUACUCUGUCCCCGACUCUGGCUUCAGCCACAGCUCCAGCCUCCCAGGGCAUCCUGACAUCAGAUGAGGAAUCAACACCUAAGAAGUCAAAGGCCAGGAUACUGGAGUCCGUCACAGUGAGCUCCCUGAUGGCUACACCCCAGGACCCCAAGGGUCGAGGGGUCGGGACGGGGCGGUCUGUGUCUAAGCUCAGGAUUGCGCGGGUCUCCCCUGGCCCACGGGACUCGCCAGGCUCUCCAGACUCCCCGUGGCGGGAGCGGGUGCUGGCUCCCAUCCUGCCGGAUAACUUCUCUGUGCCCACGGGCUCUCCCGCGGACUCUCAGUCGGUGCAGCACAGCCUGGUCGCCCCGUCCUCCCUGAGUCCCCAAGUCUUAGCCCAGAAGUACUCUCUGGUGGCCAAACAGGAAAGCGUUGUCCGCAGGGCGAGCAGGAGGCUUGCCAAGAAGACUGCCGAAGAGCCCGCUGCCUCUGGCCGCAUCAUCUGUGAGUCUGGGGGCUUGGCGGUGGCGGGUGGUCCUUGGUGCCAGGCUCAGAUGGAGGGUUUCUGAGGGAUCAUCUAGCAAGGAGCUGUCCAGAGAGCUUUCUGCAGUGAGGUGGAUGUUCCACAUCUGUGCUGUCCUGGGUGGUGGCCGCUAGCUGGCCCCAUCUGGCGAUUGUGUCCUCAAAAUGUGGCUAGUCUGACUGAGGAACUGAAUUUUAAAUUGUAUUGCAUUUUAAUUUUUUUAGAUUUAAAUAGUUACAUGUAGCUAGUGGUUUCCACGUUGGAUGGUGCAGAUCUGACCCAACCUACUUGCUUUACAAGUGAGGAAAUUGAGCUUCAGGGAGGCUGGCCACCAUGUGGCCGUGGUUACUGGCCAUGUUGAGGCUGGAGCCUGGGCCUCUUACUCAGGACCGGCUCGUUCCUCCCAACCCCGUGCUGCAGAGGCUGCUUAAAUUCACCGGGUUUGUGCGCCGCCAUUAGCGACACUGCGUUUGAUCUGGAGGAGGGAAUUAUGGCAGCAGGUUCCUUCUGGCAGAUCAGAUGACUGGGCAUCUGAUGGGAGCCAGGAGGGGGAACCAAGCUGACUCUGGAGCUGGCCAGCGUGGGUCUGAGUGCCUACUCAGCCAUUCACUUACCCCGCAGCCUGGGGCAGGUCCUGGAAACUUCACGGGCCUCCACUCCUCGCCUGUCAACUGGGGCUAAUCGCGUCACUUCAAAGGGUCGUUGUGAGGUUUUCUUUGGUCCCCCCACACGGGGAAUUUAGAAGGGUGCCUGGCGUAUGGGAAGGACUGGGUAACGUUAGCUGCCCUCUCAGAUCUCAGCUAAGGGGGCCGUUGCCCACUGGAGCAGGUGUCUGGAGGGGCAGGCUGGCUGCAUGAGGAGGAGGUGAAGUCUGAGCUAGGAGGGUUCUGAAGGAUGGCUGCGCUUUUGCUAAGCGGAAAAAAAAAAAUGCAGGGAUAUGUAUUCUUGGCAGAGGGAACAGCUUGUACAAAGACCCUGAUGCCUAAAGCAACAAGUGAUGGGGGUCUGGGGCUCAUGUCUCACACAAGAGCUUGAACUUGACCCCACCGAAGCAAAAGAAGUGGCCUGAUGAUGGUGAAUGGAGGGAAACAGGGAGACCAGAUAGGAGGCUGUUGUAAGGAUGCAGUCAGAGGAUGGGCGAAGCAGCGGAUUGGUGGUGAGGAUAGGCCAGGAUUUAUCUUUUUUCUUUUUUUUUUUUUGGAUGCAGAGUCUCACUCUGUUGCCCAGACUGGGGUGCAA
Molecule: messenger RNA, 2674 nt
Organism: Cercocebus atys (sooty mangabey)
Lineage: Eukaryota; Metazoa; Chordata; Mammalia; Primates; Cercopithecidae
Gene: INCENP
Product: inner centromere protein antigens 135/155kDa
Exons: 4
Coding region: 354-1481 (375 amino acids)
Biological process (GO): metaphase chromosome alignment; meiotic spindle midzone assembly; mitotic cytokinesis
Cellular component (GO): nucleus; chromosome passenger complex; kinetochore
Molecular function (GO): protein serine/threonine kinase activator activity
Source: RefSeq, a predicted model, not a curated record